AUGCCUUAUCAUUUCAAUAUUCUUCUUCUUCUUCUUUUCCUGACAUUCGCGAGAUUCUCGUUUCAAGCCGAAUGUUCCAAUCAAAAUGUGACAUUGAAAGCCACAGAAAAGUUCAAAAUUCAAUAUGAUCCUAACGAUUUAACCCCAAAAACGUGUCGAUAUAUGUUCAGUGUGCCGAAAUACUAUAUACCUGAAAUAAUAGUGAGUGAGCACAUUCUAAAUGGCGAUGAUCGAAUUACAAUCGAGCAGUAUACGAAUUAUGGUGGAAAAAUAAUUCAAACAUUGAAUGCGAAUUCAUUAAACAAAACUGUACUCUGGGAUCUCUACCCAAGUGAUUUUUCGUUGGAACUCAAUUUGUUAAAUCGUUCACCAGCCGAAAAAUUCGCCAUUUCCAUCGAACUUUAUGACAAAACUCCCGAUUUUCAAAAUUUGAGCACUUUUCAAGUGCUCCCUGACAAUGUCUUUCUGUUUGAUUCGAUUGACAUCAACGGUGAUAAAGUAUACCAGCAAAACAAUGCGUUGUCCGAUUAUGCAAUUCGAAUCACCUUAUUCGGCGAGUUUCGCGCUGUCGAAAUACUCUUGAAGAACAUUCAUAUCUACGAUGAGGGCAAUUUUAUGGGAAGUUUGGCUGGAAUUUACUUGGCGGGAUUAUCUUCAAAAAUCUGCAAAGCGAGAAAUAUAACAAUUGUGAAUACAAAUAAGAACAAUGGUGGAUCAUUCACAGUGCUCAUUUCUCCCAAAUAUGGUUUUCCGGGAAGUGUUAAUGUGAUAGCAGCAAUAUCUGGAGAUCAAACGCUUUCUGCGACAAAUGGUCCCGUCGUUUUUCACGAGAUCACCAGCAUGUUUGCGGGAUUCAAGAUUCCCAAAAGGCUCACAAACAUCACGAUUAGGGGCAACGAGCAAUUAAAUGUUUUUGCUGGAUGUGUGACGACGCCUUUAGAAGAUCGCCGAAUAGCCACCAUUGAACCAGACGAUGCAUCCAAUUACAACGACUUGACCAUUUAUGGAAGAUGCCGCACAUUUGUGCUCAAAUCAGGAGUUGUCACUAGAACCAGUUUUAAUAGUCCUCCUGGCCAAAAAGGUGUCAUUAUGUCAGCAACAUUUCCCGAUUCUGGAUGGUCCCAACAUUUCAAUUAUCUCAUUCAAGCUGAACCAAAGACUUUAAUUUUUGUGGAUUAUGAGGUUGCAUAUAUGGGGCCUGAAGUGACGCUGAACAUCAUUAGAUACAUCAAGGCAGAAAACACUCAAAAGUUCAGGUUCGGUCCGGACGAACCAAUGCCGGCGUUUUUAAGUGUUGCAGAUUCGUAUCAACAAAUGAUUGAUUGCAAUGUUCCGAAAGAGACGAAUGGUGUGCUGAUAAGAUAUACAGUUAAGAAAUCGCAGCGAGGUGCAAUGUUCAUCAUUCCAUUUCUUAUUGUUUUAUUAUCAUUCAACAAUUAG
Molecule: messenger RNA, 1440 nt
Organism: Caenorhabditis bovis
Lineage: Eukaryota; Metazoa; Nematoda; Chromadorea; Rhabditida; Rhabditidae
Source: the annotation of a GenBank genome assembly